Messenger RNA from Mytilus californianus (California mussel), 2225 nucleotides. Its product is annotated as dual specificity protein phosphatase 1-like. The record is from RefSeq and is a predicted model, not a curated record. Gene Ontology annotation, biological process: protein dephosphorylation; negative regulation of MAPK cascade. NCBI's taxonomy places the organism in Eukaryota, Metazoa, Mollusca, Bivalvia, Mytilida, Mytilidae. Bases 169 to 1221 code for a protein of 350 amino acids. The transcript has 4 exons. Gene Ontology annotation, cellular component: cytoplasm; nucleus. Gene Ontology annotation, molecular function: protein tyrosine/threonine phosphatase activity; MAP kinase tyrosine/serine/threonine phosphatase activity.
AUAUAUUUAAUAGGCGGUCCUUGUUCAGGCUUGGCUUUAUCACGAUUGGAUAUCGUCUAAUCAAUUCACCGGAAGUUGUAAUGGUUGUUGAUAAUCCCAUUCAUAAAUUUUACGAGUAGUUUAUGAAUGAAACCUCAGUUACAACUUUAGAAGAGCAAGGAGAACGUCAUGAAAAUGAAUUUCAUAAAUAGCUUUACAUUUUUCAACAAUCUAGAACAGCAUUUAUCCGAAUCUACAGACAACAUUUUAUUAAUUGAUACGAGAUCAUAUUUAUCCUACAACGAAGAUCACAUUAUUGGUGCUUGCAAUGUGUACUGUCCUCCAAUCUUGAAAAGAAGAGUCAGAAACGGUGGAACAAUUCGUCUUGAAUCGAUGCUUGGUUGUGAAAUACAAAAUAAAUUAAAAACUGGACAAAUUGGUAGAAUUUACAUGUACGACGACGGAACAUACAUACAGAGCGGUGAUGAGAUGUCUGAUAUGUAUAUUGUUUGGACGUCCAUGUGUAAACUAGUAAACAGCAAAAACUGUUUCAUACUUCAAAGUAGUUUUAAAGAAUUCCAAAAGACAUAUCCACAUCUAUGCCAAACAUCCGAGUAUAUCCAGGUACACGAUACAACGGUAGAGAUGGACAAAGCCUGCAGACGAUCCUUGUACAGAACAGACUCCACACAGUCUGAGCCAAUAAUGCUAAAGGACUAUUUAUAUAUCGGAAACUCAGCUAAUGCCUCAUGUAAAGAAGAAAUGAUAAAUCUAGGAAUUACUGCCAUCUUGAAUGUCUCCAACACGUGCCAAAACCAUUUCUGCAGUGACUUCCGAUAUAAGACUAUUGCUGUGGAAGACGAUGGAUCGACAGAUUUAUCCAAGUGGUUUAGAGAGGCGAUCCAAUUUAUUGACAAUGAAAAAUACCGUGGAGGAAAGACGAUGGUUCACUGUCAUGCUGGUAUAAGUCGAUCAGCUACUAUUUGUUUGGCAUACAUCAUGUACAACGAAAAAAUAGAUCUUAAUACAGCUUUUGAGUAUGUCAAAUCCAGGAAACAUGAGAUUUCACCUAAUUUAAGUUUUAUGCAGCAGUUGUUGACCUUUGAAAAAGAAGUUCUAUGCAAAACACCGACUCCUGUAUCACCUUGUCGAUCAUGUUCAGUUCCUGCUGGAUUCUCCUUCUAUAAUUUUGGUAAUCUGUCAUCUCCAGUACUGGUAUCACCCACAGCAGACUUUACCUGAACAAUGGCUACUGAAUUUCUGGAAAACAACUGCCUAAUCAAGAAAGGUUGACCUGUGGAAGGUGCUUUGUCGACAGACUCCAAUGGUUGUGUUCAAAACCUAUAUAUGCAAGGACUUUAUAGAAAGUUUGAAAACUGUUAUUAGUCAGAUGUGACUAAAGAUUGACUACCCACAUGAUCAAUGUUGGCACCAGAAUUUUUAUUUUUAUACAUCUUUGUGUUUAUAUAGACAUUGUACCAUCAGGAUAAAUUUUAGUGUUGACCUUUUUAAAAUCCAGUGUUGCCGAAAUGCUUAAACUCUAAUAAACAUCUUAUCUCACAGACACAAAAAAAUGUGAAUUUAGUUUAAAUCAUGAAAAUCCUUUCUAAUCAUUUUAUUACUAGCAAAAAAUUUGUUGAUAUAUAGAAAAUGUCAAAGGUUUAUAAUUAGGAAAAAUUGUAAGCUCAUGUUCAAAAUUGUAGCAAAAACAGAUAUUAAAUUACUGUAAAGCCAAAAAAAAAAGGUUGAUUGAGGAGAUUUGUAAGAUAAUAUAAUUAAUCUGACCACCAAUUAAACGUUGAGAGUCUAGACACAGAUUUAAAUCUUAUAAAAAGUGCUGGUUAAAAGUUAAUACCUGUUGCAUAACAGAAGUUAUCUGUUGCACACUUAAAAAAUAGCAAACCAAAAACAAAAACAUUCUGAAUUGUAGUACAAGAGAGAACACAAUUUAUAUGUAAAAGAUUGAAUGCAUGAGAGUUGGAGCAAACUUGAGAUAUACACUUAAAAUGAUUGAACCUGUGAGAUUUAGGGCCAAACUUUCAAACUUGAACAGCAAACACUAGGCAUUGACAUCUUUUAAAAGUAUGUGCCACAUAAAUGUACAGCACUAUAUUGAUCAUGUUGGUCCCAUUGAUGUUUUGUUGUUACUAUGAAAUCCAAUUGUUAUACAGUUUACAUGUGAGUAACCUCAUGUCUAGUCAUUCCAUUUUUGUCAUGUUUUAAUAAAACUUGUUCAAAAUUUGUAA